GCCGGUUGGGUGCGGAAGCGGCUCUCGAGGGUGGCGGUUUCGGUUCGGCGAGCGCGGCGGGGAGGGAGCGGAGAGGAGCUCCGACCAGCGGCAGUCGCGCUCCCGCCCGCUCGUCCCCGGGUCCCCGCGCUCCACAAUGGCGGGCACCGCCGGCAACCUGCAGAAAGCAAUAGACCUUGCUAGCAAGGCAGCACAAGAAGAUAAAGCAGGAAACUAUGAGGAAGCAUUCCGCUUGUACCAACAUGCUGUGCAGUAUUUUCUCCAUGUUGUUAAAUAUGAAGCACAGGGUGAUAAAGCAAAACAGAGUAUUAGGACAAAAUGUACAGAAUAUCUGGACAGAGCAGAAAAACUGAAAGAAUAUCUGAAAAAGAGAGAAAAAACUACACCAAAGCCAGUCAAAGAAUCUGGUCCUACUGAUGGAAAAGGGAAUGACAGCGAUGGAGAAGGAGAGUCAGAGGAUCCUGAAAAAAAGAAGCUACAGAAUCAACUUCAAGGUGCAAUUGUUAUGGAACGACCAAAUGUAAAAUGGAGUGAUGUUGCUGGCCUUGAAGGUGCCAAAGAAGCACUUAAAGAAGCAGUGAUAUUGCCCAUUAAAUUUCCUCAUCUAUUUACAGGAAAGAGAACACCUUGGAGAGGGAUUCUUCUGUUUGGACCACCAGGAACAGGAAAGUCUUAUUUAGCAAAAGCUGUGGCAACAGAAGCAAACAAUUCUACUUUCUUCUCAGUGUCUUCCUCUGACCUAGUCUCAAAGUGGUUAGGAGAGAGUGAAAAGUUAGUGAAAAACUUGUUCCAGCUUGCCAGAGAAAACAAACCUUCUAUUAUCUUCAUUGAUGAGAUAGAUUCCCUGUGCGGGUCAAGAAGGGAAAAUGAAAGUGAGGCUGCUAGACGGAUUAAAACUGAGUUCCUAGUCCAGAUGCAAGGGGUUGGUGUUGACAAUGAAGGAAUCUUGGUCUUAGGAGCGACAAACAUUCCCUGGGUUUUAGAUUCUGCUAUCAGGAGGAGGUUUGAGAAACGUAUCUAUAUUCCUUUACCUGAAGACCAUGCAAGGGCUGCAAUGUUUAAACUUCAUCUUGGAUCAACACCAAAUCUCUUAACCGAAUCAGAUUAUCAGGAACUUGGAAAAAGAACUGAUGGCUAUUCUGGUGCAGAUAUAAGCAUUAUUGUACGUGACGCACUGAUGCAGCCUGUUAGAAAAGUGCAAUCAGCUACUCAUUUUAAAAAAGUAAAGGGACCAUCAUUGUCUAAUCCAAAUACCAUGGUAGAUCUGUUCACCCCUUGUUCUCCAGGGGAUCCUGAAGCCAUAGAAAUGACAUGGAUGGAGGUCCCAGGUGAUAAGUUACUGGAGCCUCAGGUUUCCAUGACUGAUAUGCUCAGAUCACUAGCUAGCACAAAACCAACAGUUAAUGAACAAGACUUGGAGAAGUUAAAGAAGUUUACAGAAGACUUUGGUCAAGAAGGUUAAACCAAAGAGAAAUGUGGAGCAUUAGAACUUUUUUUGCUUUCUUAAGUAUUCUUGUGUCUUUACUGACGGCACUUCAAAUAAAUGCCAAUAAAAUCACUCUUUUCUUUCUUUGCAGAAA
Molecule: messenger RNA, 1580 nt
Organism: Rhea pennata
Lineage: Eukaryota; Metazoa; Chordata; Aves; Rheiformes; Rheidae
Gene: VPS4B
Product: vacuolar protein sorting 4 homolog B
Exons: 11
Coding region: 137-1462 (441 amino acids)
Biological process (GO): vacuole organization; endosomal transport
Molecular function (GO): ATP binding; ATP hydrolysis activity
Source: RefSeq, a predicted model, not a curated record